Molecule: messenger RNA, 769 nt
Organism: Artibeus jamaicensis (Jamaican fruit-eating bat)
Lineage: Eukaryota; Metazoa; Chordata; Mammalia; Chiroptera; Phyllostomidae
Exons: 3
Coding region: 3-701 (232 amino acids)
Source: RefSeq, a predicted model, not a curated record
CCAUGUUUCUCAGCAGGAAGCAGGGUUCCUGGGGAGAGCUGGCAUCCCGGCUGCCUCGGGCCACCCGGGCGGGUGGGGCGGGGCGGGCGGGCGGCUCCGCGCGACUCCGAUCCGCUAGGCGCGCGGCGGGCGCACUGGCUGGCGCUGCGCUCGGCGGGUCCCAGUCCCAGUCCCGGGCGCGGGGCCUGGGGCCGGGGGCCGAGCCGGGCCGGGCGAGGCGGGGCGGGGCGGGGACGCCCCGGACACGCGUGCGCACACCGCCGGGCGCGGUCUGGACCCGCCACCCCCAAACUGGAACCGUUUGGACGCCUCGUUUGCACACCCUGACUUGGACUGGAGACAGCUUCUCAGUUUCUGUUCCUCGGGGAAGAGGAAGGCGCCAGGCAUCCUGUCUCCAGGGGAAACCUCGUCAGGCCCCUGACCCUGGUUCACGGGGUCCAGACUUCCCCGGUCGAACCCGGGAGCUGGCCAAGCAGGAAGACCGCAGUCCGGAGUCACCUGCACGGCCGUCCACAGCCUCCAAGACGCCUUCCCGGGGGAACAGUGUUCACUGCGCCCCUGCGUGCACAGCCUGGUGCCGAGGGCUCCGGGCGGCCCUGCCUCCGGGAAGCCUGCUGUCCAGCCCCGCGGAGAAGGCGACGGCGGGCUCCCCUUCGACACGAGGCCAGGGCCCUGGCCGUGUGGCUGGGCACGUCGGGUGACCUCCUGCAAAGCGAAAGGUCCCUGAUUUCUCUCACGCAAUAUUUCUGUGUCUCUAUUUCUCUCUCCC